Messenger RNA from Fulvia fulva, 93 nucleotides. RefSeq lists its product as uncharacterized. The coding region runs from base 1 to 93 and encodes 30 amino acids. The transcript is spliced from 2 exons. NCBI's taxonomy places the organism in Eukaryota, Fungi, Ascomycota, Dothideomycetes, Mycosphaerellales, Mycosphaerellaceae. The record is from RefSeq and is a predicted model, not a curated record.
AUGACUGUAUCCGCAGGUUGGAGUAUUGACACCGCGCAACCCAGCACCACGUGUGCUGUGGCCUCCGUCCCCGAACCCAACCAGUACGCUUGA